Molecule: messenger RNA, 6736 nt
Organism: Cavia porcellus (domestic guinea pig)
Lineage: Eukaryota; Metazoa; Chordata; Mammalia; Rodentia; Caviidae
Gene: Rp2
Product: RP2 activator of ARL3 GTPase
Exons: 5
Coding region: 194-1246 (350 amino acids)
Biological process (GO): post-Golgi vesicle-mediated transport
Cellular component (GO): periciliary membrane compartment; cilium
Molecular function (GO): GTPase activator activity
Source: RefSeq, a predicted model, not a curated record
GGUAGUCCCGGCGACUAAGGGAGAGGAAAAGGGGGUGUUGGGCCUGGCUGGCUAACAGAGGCUGCGGGUGGCUGGAAGACUACUGGGUUGGUGUCCCGGAGGGCUGCGGGGCCAGAGUAUCCAGGGGGUCACGCUACACUCUAGGAAGUGCCUGCACUAGUGUGCCGCCGGGCGAGACCCGCAGGCUAGGAUCAUGGGCUGCUUUUUCUCUAAAGGGCGGAAGACUGAGAAGGAGUCGCGGCCCGAGAGCGAGGAGGAGCGACCCAAGCAGUACAGCUGGGACCAACGCGAAAAGGUUGAUAUAAAAGACUAUAUGUUCAACGGGCUGAAAGAUGAAACAGUAGGUCGCUUACCUGGGAAAGUAGCAGGACAGCAGUUUUUCAUUCAAGACUGUGAGAACUGUAACAUCUAUAUUUUUGACCACUCUGCUGCAGUUACCAUUGAUGACUGUACUAACUGCAAAAUUUUUCUGGGACCUGUGAAAGGCAGUGUAUUUUUCCGGAAUUGCAGAGAUUGCAAGUGUACAUUAGCUUGCCAACAAUUUCGUGUUCGGGAUUGUAGAAAGCUGGAAAUCUUUUUGUGCUGUGCCACUCAACCCAUUAUUGAGUCAUCUACAAAUAUCAAAUUUGGCUGUUUUCAGUGGUACUACCCUGAAUUAGCUUUCCAGUUCAAAGAUGCAGGGCUAAGUAUCUUCAAUAACACAUGGAGUAACGUUCAUGACUUUACGCCUGUGUCAGGAGAGGUCAACUGGAGUCUCCUUCCAGAAAAUGCUGUGAUCCAGGAUUACGUUCCUAUUCCUACUACUGAAGAGCUCCAAGCUGUCCAUGUGUCAACAGAAGCCAAUAGAAGCAUCAUUCCUAUAUCUCGGGGUCAGAGACCGAAGAACAGUGAUGAAUCAUGCUUAGUGGUAUUAUUUGCUGGUGAUUAUACUAUUGCAAAUGCCAGGAAACUAAUUGAUGAGAUGGUUGGUAAAGGCUUUUUCCUAGUUCAAACAAAGGAAGUGUCCAUGAAAGCUGAUGAUGCAAAAAGGGUUUUUCAGGACAAAGCACCUGACUACCUUCCCCUUCUGAGUAAAGGUCCUGUGAUUGCAUUGGAGUUUAAUGGAGAUGGUGCUGUAGAAGAAUGUCAACUUAUUAUAAAUAAGACAUUCAAUGGGACCAAGAUUUUUGUAUCAGAAAACAAGGAGACAGCAUCUGAAGAUGUAGACAGCUUCUACAACUUUGUUGAUAUACAGAUGGGAAUAUGAAGUGCAAUGUGGAAUCAAGGAUUUGGUAUUAAGCCCUUUCCAGCUUUUGUGUAUAGAGUUUGAUAAUAUGCUUUUGUGAAUUAGCAGUGAUUUUUACUAAUGUUAAAAUUGUUAAAUGUUAUUUUUAAUGACUCAUUGAAUACUGCAUCAUUUUAAUAACACAUUAGAUACUGCAACUAUCAAAAUAGCUUAAUUAAAUAAUUUUAAUCUGCUUAAAAACUAUUUAGCCCACUUCAGUAAGCUUACAGUUUUCUUUGUUUACUUAUAAUAACCCUUACUAGAAAAUAGAAGCAACUAUCAGUUCAUGAUUUUAAUCCUAAUUAAAUGUUCUUUCAAAUCUCUGAUAAUUUAAACAUUCCAACUUUCCUCAGUGCUCCACGACAUUUGAGUUAGAAUAUAUUUCAUUGCUUAUUUUAUGUUUUUAGAGGGAUUUGUUACUAUUUGAUCAAUUAGAAUAAACCUAUGUAUAUUUUUUCAUGUAUACAUAUCCAGUUAAAUAAUUGUCUCGUAGUUGCAUUAAAUAGCUAAUGAGAUUGUAUAUAUGAGUUGACAUACUACUUUUUAAGUUGAAUUUCUAAGGAAAUCAGUGGUUUUGAUUUCUGUAGCCCUAGCUACUCAGAUGGGUCAGGCAGGAAGAUCACUUGAGGCAGCCUAGGCAACAAAACUAAAACAAAAACAAAGAAAUAAACAUUUGAUAACUAGCUUUGCAAAUAACUGUAAUAACUGAUGUCAGUAUGGCACUAUCAGACUACUUCAUAAGUAGUAUGACUAUUUGAAUAAUUGGCACAUUGUUUUGGUUUUUGUAAUACAAUUGUUAGAUAUCUCUUAUACUUCUGGUAAGAAAAUAUAUGCAAUAGUAAAACUACAGAAGCCUAACUACUAGCAGCUUUUAUAAAGGUGAUUACUGUUUGAUCAGCUAUCUCUUGGGCUAUCAAGAGAUUUAGAACAAAACUUUGUUACUUUUAGGUAAGAAAUAGACAUGAUGAUAACCUAUGCAAAUUAUCAAGUAAUGUAAGUAUAAUAAAAUUAUUUUGGUUGCUUUCAAAACAUUUCUCAAAUCUGCCUGAUCAUAGUAAUUUGCCAGGAGGCAGGGUAGAACUAUUUGUUCAAAAGUCUAUAUUCUUAGACCUAAUCCUCAGAUGCACAGACUCAGUCUUUAGCUCAAACUCUUUGAAGGAUUAUGUUACAAUCAGUUCAAAGAGUGUUGAUAGGCUGAUCCUAUGCGAAGGUGCUGAACCUGCCAUCCACAAAGCAUGCAGCUAAUAGGAAAACAGCUUUCAUAAGCCUAUUUUCUUUCUAUCUUUCUUUUUCCAGUACAGAGAAUCAAACCCUGGGCCUCAUACAUGCUAGGAAAGGGCUCUACCACUGAGCUACACACUCAGCCCCAUAGGCCUAUUUUUAAAAGGCCUAUUUUAAAAUCUGAAAUUUAAUUAUGUUUUGAUAAAACUAAGACCUCAAAUGGCCACUUGUAAAAAAUUCUUUUUACAGUUGUUACUAAAAAUACAUUUUCAUGUCUAAAAUAUUUUUGGAUAUUUUCAGGUUAACUAUUGUAUUGAAUUGCAUGUUAGUAUGUAGAAAUAAUACAUUAGAAAACUCUUCACUUUAAAUUAGUAAUAUUGAGCAUCCACAUUGUGCCUAGCUCUAUGCUAACCAUUAGCACUGUACAAUUUCACUCCUUUUAUUAAGAGCAUUCUAUUCUAAAAAGUCAGUGUGAUUUAAUAAGGUACAAAUAAAAAUUGGUGACAGGUUUAAUUUUGGUCAUAAUUUACAAAUAAUCUUUACAAAUAGUGGUUAGACCAUAACUUUUUCUUUAGAUAAGUUACAUUAAAUAUAUUGCUUCCUAUCAUGAUUAUACUAUUAAACAUCAUUAUUCACAGUUGAAAUAAUAACAAUACUUUGUUUUUGAAAACUAAAAUACAAUGCUAUGCAAAGAUAUAGAUUGAGUUCAUUAUUUAUCUAUGGUAUUUUAACAAACUCAGGAAUAUAAUAAUAAGGGAGAUGUUGAUGUAAGAUUUUCCACUAAAUUUAGUAUCUGUUAACCAAAGCCUAAAUUUUUACUCUUCAAUUAGAUAAGAGAUUUUUACCUGUGUUUAAUCUUUCUUUCUUUCUUUCUUUUUUCUUUCUUUUGGUUGUGGUUGUGAUAGUACUGGGGGUUGCAUACUAGGCAAGCACUGUAUUAUUUAGCUAUAUCCUCAGCCUAAUUUGUCUUGAAGUAUAGUCAUUUGGCUUCUGAAUGUUUGAAAAGAUUUGUUUAAAUAAUGAUAGUUGUUUUUAUAGUUCUAAACUUUGAUAGUAAUCAAAAUGUACUAUAGUUCACUACUGAAAUAGCAAUUCAUGAAAAAUUAUGGGCAGUGAAAAGUUAGUAAUUUUAUUAUUAAGUUAUACAUGUUUAAACAUUAAUUUCUUUUACAUUAAUAAGUACUGCUAGUUUUGUUUUGUUUCUGUAUCUAGAUGUAACUUUUAUAUACAGUUUACCUAGUGUUUAUAAAAUAUGAUUUGUAAUAAAUGUUAAAAUGAAAAAUGGCUUAACAUUGAUUCUUUUUUUGGUUGCUUGAGACAGGGUCAUGCUAUGUAGCAUAGCUGGCCUUGAACUUACUAUGUAUUCCAGGCUGGCCUUAAACUAGUGGCAGUCCACCUGCCUCAAGUUGCUGAGUGUUAGGAUUACAGGUGUGUGCCACCAUGCCCAUCAUAACACUCAUUUUUUUGUUUUUGGUAACACUCAUUUUUGAAGAGCAUUUCUAUAACUUAUGUGCCAAAUUUUUUAAUGUUAAAAGCAAAAUAAACUUUUCUAAUCUAUGUUAUAUGUGAAAAAAAAAUUGUAUGCUCAGUGUGUAUGUCUCUUCUGUGUAUACAUAAGGCACUGUGAAAAAUGCAAAGGAAGUAGAAAACCUGUUCUAAUCUAAGCAGUUUCCAAUAUAAUGCUUCCUUUGUUAAAAUGAAUCAUAUUUUAUUAUGAUUCAGUACUUACUAAGAUUAGGUAUCUUCACUUUCAUAUUUUAAAAAAGUGAAUUUAUUAUACUUCCUUUUAGGCUUACAGAAAUGGACCUUAUUUGUAAGUCGCUACCAAAUUUACUAGCCUUUUGUUUUCAACUUCUCCCUCUCCUACCUCAUAAAUCAGAAGUAUUAAAAUUACAGAUUGGUCAGUUUUUAAGUAACUAUUUUUAUUUCUACAUAUAAAGGUUCUACACAUACAUUUGGAGUACAGGGGAAAAACAGAAAUUGCAAGACAAUAAUAAAAUUCUUAAUGGAUAAUUAUUGGUGUCUAAAAUUUGUUUUAAUCAUUUAUAAGGGAUAUAUUUAACUAUUCUCUAUAGAAAGAAAAUAAUAUUGUAAUUAUGACAUGAUUACUUCUUCAAAACCCUUUCUAGAAAAUGCUUUAAAAAUGUUAACACUCAAAAAGUCAAAUUUCAUGUAAAUGAUACUGAUACAGUAAUUUUUUUAUUCUGGAAUAUCCCCCCCAAAGCCCAUGUGUCAAAGGUAUGAUUGCCAGCCUGAGGUGCUGUUGGGAGGCAAUGGGACUUUCAGCAGGUGAAGAGGUAGGAGAAGAAAGUUAGGUCACUGGGAAUAUGCCCUUGAAGGGGAUAUGUGGAUCCUGGUCCCUACUGGCCACCAUGAGGUGAGCUGUUUGCUCCAUCAUGCACCUACCCCCUAUGAUUUUCCUCAUUACUGGCUUAAAAGCAACAGGCCAUUUGACCAUGAAAUGAAACCUUUGAAACAUAGGGCCACAAUAAGCCUUCCCCCUUUAAAAGAUUAUUUAUCUCUGGUGUUUGAUACAGUGACCAAAACCUAAGCAACAGAAAAUGAAAACCUUUUUUUUGUGAAAAUGGAGUCACUGUUAACCCAUUUUUCUCAUGGGUAGAUUGAAUGUUUGGGGGUGGAGGUGGAAAUAAGCCUGUAUAAUACUUUGUCUCUUUCCUUAUAUGACUUGUUGGUGUUUAGUGGCAAACCUCAGCAAGAUGCUCAGAAAUGGUGAUUUUUUUCCUUUCCUGUGAUUCAGUGCUUUACUGAUGAGGGCCAGUUCUCAUCUAGAAACAGCCAGCAAAAGUGAUAGAGAGCCCGCAGAGUUUUCACUUUGGCUCUGAUCCUGUCUUUGGGGCCUGUCUUCACUGCUUCAAUUUCAUCUGGUCCACUUGUAAUUGGACUAAUGAGCACUAACUUGCCAAAAUUGUGUGACAAGUAAUUUACCAAUAUUUGUAAAGUGCCUUGAAAGUGAAAAGUACUUUAUAUGUUAAAUAUUGUGCUGUGCAAAGUAAUAAUGAUGUUCUUUUAAAGUAGUUCAUCCAUGAAACCACACUCUUGCCUAUGAAUAGGCAGCUGAAUAGGAAGGGUUAGGUUUAAGAGGCUGUUAAGUUGUAAGUGCUGUUUGCUUAGUGACUGAUGUACCUUAAUUUGACAAGUGUAGGUCAGUUUGUUAGUCUCAUUAAUAGAACAUUUUAUACUAUUUCAUCCUAACUUCUUUUUUUUUAUCUUUUUCCUUUUUAUUGGUACCAGGGAUCGCAGCUUGCAAGGCAGGUGCUUAUGCUGCUGAGCUAAAUAUCCAGCCCCCUUCAUCCUAACUUCUAACCAGACAUUAUAUUAAGUGAUUUCAUCUCAGUGGAGUCAUCUAGUUUCAGGGCUAUGAAGGGUCUAACACAGCCUAUUAGUUUGAAUCCCUAAUUUCCUUCCUUUCUUGGUGAUUCAGUGCUCUCCUGGUAAGGGCUGGUUCUUAUGUAUAAACAGUCAGCAUAGAUGGUAGAGAGCCCUAUUGUUUUUUGUUGUUGUUUGUUUUGUGUUUUGAGACAGGGUCCUACUACAUAGUUAAUGCUGGCCUUGAACUCACUGUAUUGCCCAAGCUAGCCUUAAACUCAUGGUGAUCCUCCUGCUUCAGCCACCCAAGUGAUGAGAUUAUAGGUAUGCCAUCACAUCUGGCUCAGUUUCUAAUUCUGUAAAUGAGAAAGAAAUUGAAAGUUAGAAAGUUUAGAUGGCAUGCCCAAGCUAUACUGAACUACAGAGUAGGCUUCUUCAUUUUUCCCUGGGAUUACAAGAACAAGACUCAGCUCAUCUGUCUCCAACUAUGUGAAGCCUUUUCUGAUACUCAUAUGGAUUUUCAAGUACUUGUAUCACUUUAUUACAAUUCUUUACCCAUGCCUUUCUUGCUACUAUAUGAUCUGUGGACCAGUAGCAUCAGUUUCAACCAGAAACUGGUUAGAAUCUCAAGCACCACUCCAGAUGUUGAAUAAGCAUCUAGUAAGACAUAUUCAGGGGGUUAACAUGUACAGUAAAAGUUUGAGAUUCUUGUGCUGAACUUUUAUGAUCAAACUCUAGAAUCAAGACUUAGAAAUAUUUACAUUCCUAAAGUAGCUGAAAGUCUAAUAAUGUGAUUCAUGUUUUAUUAAAUAUUUCUGAUUGAAUGAUUCACAAUCCAGUGCCUCAUUUUGCUGGAUCAGACUUUAGGCUUUUGUGUAAUUCUCCUUGAUUGCUUCUGAAAUAAAAAUAUUCUUUAAUAUUAAA